Marasmius oreades (fairy-ring Marasmius) is the source of this 1222-nucleotide messenger RNA. RefSeq lists its product as uncharacterized. The record is from RefSeq and is a predicted model, not a curated record. The transcript has 8 exons. Lineage: Eukaryota; Fungi; Basidiomycota; Agaricomycetes; Agaricales; Marasmiaceae. The coding region runs from base 1 to 1188 and encodes 395 amino acids.
AUGUCCGAAACACCACCCACUGAUAUCGCCAUCUUGGAGAGCAUUGGCAAUGACUUGGUAAAUCUGAUCGUCUGCACGUCCACCGAAAUUGUCCUGAUCACCAUCUACUCCAUGUUGGUGAUCAAAGCAACUUCCAUCUUGUUGAGAAUUCAUAAACGCAACUCUGGAAGAAUGGGCCCAGCCAUAAUGCUGGUCGUCGUGUAUCUCAUGUACCUCAUAAACUUGACCUGUCUGAUCAUCGACCUCGUGGAUCUCGUGGCUGAGGUCAAAAUCACAUUGGUGAAAGACCCGGAGGUGGCGCUUGACAUAAAGUACACUCGAUCACGCGACUUUACUGCUCGCAGACUCGCGGCCGUAGAUGUGCUUUAUGGAUAUCUGACCUGCCUUGGGGAUGGUGUCAUAGUUUGGCGAGUGUACGCUUUCUGGGCUUCCUCGCACAUUCGGCACCUGAUUAUGGCCGUUCCCGUCGCCAUGCUGUUCUUGUCAGUCGCGUGCUCAAUGAUGUUGAGCUAUUGCGUCGGGCGUCUGGGUCCUGGAGAAAUCGUUCUUGGGGCUGUCCUCCAUCCCCAGUUUUGCAGGGACAUACAGACCGUGUCGUAUGCCAUACCAGCGGCUACAACUGCAAUAGCUACAUUGUUGAUUACCAUUAAGGUCUGGAAUCUAGUCAGAUUUUCGGGAGAGAACAGAAUAUACGACAGUCGUAUGUCGAAAAAGUCGAGACUAGAGAAAAUCGUGAUUCUAUUGAUCGAAAGCGGGGUGGCUUACUUCCUAUUCUUUCUCGCGCAAGUCAUCCAAAUCGCUCCCACCGUCAGAGACGCCAUCAACGCUAAACCUAAUUUUCGCUUUGCGACAAAUGUUUUCAUCUAUCAGACUAGCAGUAUAGUGGGACUGUACCCUACAAUUAUCAUCUGCCUCGUUCAUGCGAACAAGUCCGCGGUGAACACUACUCUGUAUACAGUGACGAACGUCGGACGCGAGUCCAAGAACCACCCCGCACAUGGCGGUAGAAGAUGGGCCAUCUCAUUGGGUAGUUUUCGAGCUGUUGUUCCAGAAUCAUCCGUGGAUGCAUCUACUGGAGGAGAUUUGGAGUCUCGAGGAGGAGAGUUGGAAUUGAAGGAUUUGCAAAUGCAAGCUCAUACUAGUUCGCUCGAUCAAGGUGAUGAUAUGUUGACCUCGCAGAAGCAUUAAAAACGACGGGCGCGAUUGUUGAACUUGAAGUAUC